UUGGUGGGCCUCGCCGAACUGCUGAACGCGCCCGUCAUCACCACGCUGAAGGCCAAGGGCGCGUUCCCGGAGAAUCACCCGCUGUUCGUGGGCGUGCGAGGCGAGCAUCCCAUCGCGUACCUGAACAAGAGCGACGUGAUCCUGACGGUGGGCAGCAGCCUCUCCCCCGGACGGUUCACCCACGGCAUCCCCAACGCGCCGGGCAAGACCAUCAUCCAGUGCAAUUUGGACGACCUGCACCUCAACCGCAUCUUCCCCACGCACCACGCGGUGCUGGGCGACGCCAAGUUCACCCUGCAGGCGCUGGCCGACGAGGUGUCGCGGCGCACUGACGGCGCGGGUCGGGCCGCGGGUAACGUGGUCGCCGAGGUCCGCGAGACGCGGGACGCCGGCCUGGCCGAGUACCGGGAGGCGAUGGCGUCCAGCGACACGCCCAUCAACCCGUACCGCGUGUACGGCGACAUGAUGAAGGUGCUGGACCCGCAGAACUCCUUUGUCACGCAUGAUUCCGGCAACACCCGUGACCAGCUGAGCACGGUAUACGACACGCUGAUUCCGCGCGGCUUCCUGGGCUGGGGCAACAUCUCCACGCUGGGGUUCGGCCUCGCCGGAGCCAUGGCGGCCAAGCUGGCCUUCCCCGAGCGGCAAUCGAUUGCGGUCACCGGCGACGCUGGCGUGGGCUACAUGCUGGGGAACCUGGAGGUUCCGGUGCGGCAGCACUGGGCAUCACCAUCGCCCACGUGGCCAACGGCGGGUUCGCCGGCUACGGCCCCGGGUUCUGGGGCGACGGUCACGACCCGUACACCCACCGCGUGA
Molecule: messenger RNA, 816 nt
Organism: Geodia barretti
Lineage: Eukaryota; Metazoa; Porifera; Demospongiae; Tetractinellida; Geodiidae
Source: the annotation of a GenBank genome assembly